AUGAUCCAUCCUCAUCAACACAACCUGNNCUGCAUCUGCCCCAACUCCAAGAAACAAGUCAAAGCCGCAGCCCAAGANAGUUGCGAUUCAUCACCAGUCAAGGGGCUCCUCAAGCCAAACGGCGUCGUACUGGAAUGUUCAGGAUAUGCUGAUGAGAAUGCCUCCGGAACUGGCCAUGCCGAGGAGACCGAGACUCCUCAACCAGCGGCUCCUACCUUGCGGCGCUCCGAGACAGCAGACUCGAUGAAGGCUCCUCCUGCCAGGAAACCCAAGACAACCGAAUCCAAGCCAGCCAAGCAAGGCUCUACGUUCGAUGUUGGAAAUGCCGCUCCUGUCGUAUCGGGACGCGUUGAAUCACAGCCUCCGAGAAACGAUAACGAUCAGAGCUAUUUCCCAAAGUCGACGCCCUCAUGGUUCUCCGGCGCUAGAAAUCGGAUGCCAUACUUUCGAUGGCUUGGCCCUACUGCAAUCAUGCCAGGCUUCAAGCAGAUGGUCGUCAAAGUCAACCGCUCAUCAUCUACGACCGAUGGUGUAACCUCUCCGUCAGCCGGUGCUCAACCUGGCGCUUCGGCCAUGUCAAAUCAUUCCGCCACCUACGAUCCAGACGCGCGGACGCCUCAAACUCUACCAUUCUACGACAACUCAUCUAUGCCGCCUAGCGAACUGAUCACACAUCUCUGCGACACUUUCUUCGUUCAUCUUGCCUGUAAUUACCCCUUUCUUCAGCGUGAUCGCUUCUUGAAAGACCUCGAAGAGAAGCAGGUCGAUGCAAUCCUCGUUGAUGCAGUUUGUGCGCUGGCUGCUCGCUUCUCUACACAUCAUUUACUUGUGCAACAGCCACGCGAGGGUCAAGUUGUGAACCAUUCAGAGCAAGGUUCUGCUUUCGCCCAGCGAGCGAAACUCGCCUUGAUCGACACUUAUGCCACGCCAAGCGUUGCUGCCGUGCAAGCUGCGCUUUUGCUUGCCUACAAUGAGUUUGGCGAAAGCAGGGACAGUGGUCUGUGGAUGUAUCUUGGUAUAUCCAUCCGCAUGGCUCAAGACCUUGGCUUGCACAAACUUGAUGGUCUUCGUUACGAAGGUCGCGAGGGCUCAUCUCCAAGGUACUCCAGGAAUGACAAGCAUGUGGACAAAAUGAUCGGACGUGCCGAUUUGCAAGACCAAGAUCGAGACGUAGCCGAGGAACAGCGAGCAGCCGAACGUGAGCGAGUCGAUACUUUGUGGGCAGUAUUCUUUCUGGAUCGAGUUGUUUCAUCUGGUACUGGACGUCGCAGCACGUUACAAGACGAUGAUAUUGAGCUUUCUUUCCCGCCUCUUGAUUUGCUGGAUCCCAAAACUGGCUGGCCUUCCCCGUUUCCUGCACUGAUUCGGAUUGUCUGUUUAUAUGGCCGAGUUGCAGAUUUGCUCAACAGUAUCAAGGAGCCAUCGGACAUCACUAGUGAGACACCACAACAGUUAGCAGACAUGGAAGCACGGGUUACGAACUUUUACCAAGGUCAGAAUCUUCUCCCCGGGCAGAUAUUUCGAAGAGUAUUAACACAUCUCANNGGUCUCUCCCCGAAACUACACUUUCAGGCCAUGAACUUCCACCAUUACGUCAAGGCUGGAGAAGGAACCAACUUUGUGCUGUUGCACUUUUGGUUCCACACGCUCAUCGUCCUACUCCACCAGCCGACAUUGUUGAAGACUUUCGAAGGCAAAAUGCUUCAGCUAUUCCCGAACAGUCAAGCACUUUCCAUGUCUUCUGCCAAGACUAUCGCAGAUAUCUUGUCCUACUCACAACUUAUCGACACGAAAGCGAGUCUUGGUAAUCCAUUCACCACGCAGCCAAUCUACAUUGCCGCUUGUGCUUUCCUGAAGGAGACUGCCGAGCAGACCGCCACCUCGAAAGAGCAUUCUCGCUCUCAAUCGGCGGCGGACUCCCGUGCUGGAAGUCCGGUUCGAGAACAGCCCACCUCAGGGGUCGCAGACAUGGCCAAUAUGACUCGACCGUCAAGCAUGUUGUCAAACAGCACCAGACCGCCGAUGGUGGAAAGAGCACUAGCCCGCCAUACUCUACUCGCAACUGCAGCGAACCAGCACUAUCAACUUUGCUACAAAGCACUACAAAGUCUCGAAACAUACUGGGCAGGGACAAAGUACAUCCUUACAGUAUUGGACCAGAAGUUUAAAGGUGUCGGAGACCCUCUUUUGUAUACGGUAGAAGAAGGUGAAAGUGCCUUUGAGCAGCCGGAACCAAACCCUUCAUUUACCCAGCCAGGAUGGCGAAGGAAAACUCCAUCAAACCCGUGGUCUCCGAGCGCAUUGAUGCAAAGUUCAUUCAUGCAAGCCAAAUCUCCUCCAGCAGCAGGUGACCCCAAUCAACCUAUUGGGUGGACUCUCACAGGCACUCUCAAUUCGCCGAGUACAAAUGUAGCCUGGCACUUCUCCGGCGGACUUGGUACAACCGAGCCAGUGCAGCAAUCUCUUGACUCACUCUUAGACCACAAUACUCCCUUCGACUUCAAUAACAUGCAGAAUCACAACAUUCCAUCAUUUCAGCAACAACAACAACCGCAUAAUAGUCAUAUACGGACAUACUCUGGCAAUAGUCUGCCCCACGCAUCACCACUCCAACAACGACAUCACCGAUCUUCGCUCCCAGCAUCAGCAUUUGCAGCCAUACCGCCCUCGCCAACAUCUUUUCCUUCGCCUGUCCAGCACCGACAUCAACAAGACUCUCUCCAUGUCCCUUCCUUCAACCAAGCGAACGGCUUGCAAAACUUUGAUGGCCGUAAUUUUAAUGCAGAAGAAAGCUAUGGCGACUUUUUGAUCGAGAGCCAGGAUGUGGAUAUGAGUUCGCUUGGCUUGGACAUGUUGCCUUGGUUUGAUGCGCCGAGUGGAGAGUUGAUGCCUGUGUUUGAUGAGGCGUUGGAGGUGGGCGAUGUGGAUACGGAC
Messenger RNA from Aureobasidium vineae, 2934 nucleotides. NCBI's taxonomy places the organism in Eukaryota, Fungi, Ascomycota, Dothideomycetes, Dothideales, Saccotheciaceae. The record is from the annotation of a GenBank genome assembly.